GAAAUUUUAAAAAGAUUAAACAAAAACACACACACACACACACACUUUUAUUACAAAAAGGUUCAACAUUUGCCUUUUCCUCUUCUCUAAAAACUGCCUUUUUGUUUUUGAUCUUCUUUCUUGCUAUUCAUUCAAUUCCUUUACCAAUCCCCAUGUAUUAUAUAUAUAUAUACAUAUACGCAACCACCUUCUUUCUAUCCUGAAUUUUCCUCCAACUAAUUAAAAACCUUUUGCAUUAUUGGCAUUUCCAUAUCUCUCACCAAGAAAUUCUCUCCCUUUCUCAAACCCUCCAAAGAUUUCACCAGGAGAUUUUUUUUUGUUCAGUUCUGAAGAAUUUUGGGUGUUGUUUGAUUAUCUUUUAAUGCAUGGCUCAACUACCACCCAAAGUUCCAUCCAUGCCACAGAAUUGGCCUUCUUCCUUCCCUUUCCAGAUGAUGCCAUUGCCUUCCUCCACCCCGCCACAGAAUUCCUCCUCCUGGGUUGAUGAAUUCCUUGAUUUCUCCUCCGCUCGCCGGAGCGCUCACCGGCGGUCUGCCAGCGAUUCCAUUGCCUUCGUGGAGGCCCAAUUCGUUGAGGAAUGCAGGAAUUCAUCCAACCCCAGAAACAAUUCCUCAUCAUGCAACAAUAAUGGUCACGGCGGCGGCUUUGAAGGAUUGGAUGAUGAACAGCUCCGGAAUAUGUUCUCCGACGACGUCGCCGCCGCCGCCACCGGGCCUUCCACCCUUUCCUCUUCCAAUCCGUCCAGCACUAAUCCCUCCACCCCGUCGGAUCAGAACAGCGACAAUGACGAGAAGAAUGUGGCCAAUCAAGAUCAAAAUGACAUUAAUUUACAGCGGAAAAAUGAAACAGGGGAUGUGGACAUUUCAAGCCGAUUAGAAUCUCCUUCCAAUCCUUCCUCAAAUGUCGUCUCUCCUGAUGCCAUUGUUGAUCCCAAAAGAAUAAAAAGAAUUUUGGCCAACCGGCAAUCAGCUCAGAGAUCAAGAGUAAGGAAGCUGCAAUACAUCUCAGAGCUUGAAAGGAGUGUCACAACUUUGCAGACAGAAGUGUCAGUAUUGUCUCCAAGGGUGGCCUUUUUAGAUCACCAGAGAUUGAUUCUUAACGUUGACAACAGUGCACUUAAGCAAAGGAUUGCUGCUUUAGCACAAGAUAAAAUUUUCAAAGAUGGUAAGAAAUUAUUUUUUCUAAUUCAUUUGCAUUUUUUAUGAUUUGGGUCUGUGCUACGUGAUUUCAAUAAUGAUUUGACUUGAGUUUAUAAAAUUGACAUAAUUAGUGAACAGCAAGGAAGGUGGACUUGCAUUAAUUAAGUGUUUUUCUUUUUUUGGUGAUUGAGAGAAUCUUUAUAGGCAUGUGCAAUCACUGUCAAUAAGUUUUUUCAAUUCAUGGGUUUUGUCUAUUUGGGACAAUAAAUUAAUAAUGUGAUUAACCUGAAUGAUUCAAAUGAUCUCUACUGUGAUUAGUUGAGCUGCACUAAUGUUUUGAAAUUCAAAUGCUGUUAGUGGGAAAUUGUACAUGACUUGUUAGUUGAUGACAAUUAUGUCGAUUUUUCACAAGUUGGCUUACUAUUUCUCACACCUUUUUCAAUCCAUUAUUUCACCCCCACCACAUAAUUGAUCCCUUUGAAAUGUGGAACUUCGGUGUCACCAUUACUAAUAUCAUCUCUACAUUUGAAACUUCUUACAUUUAUAAAUGAUUGGCUCGAAUUCGAAGAAUUAGUGGCAUGAUUUGCCUGAAAAACCAUUGAAUAAAAUCUGAUGUUCUUCUUUGAGGAGUGAAUUAAUGUUUGAUGUUUCUGUAUUUAACUAGCUAUCGCUAAUUACUUGUUAUGCAUUUUGACAUCAACACACAGCCCAUCAAGAAGCGCUGAGAAAAGAGAUAGAGAGACUGAGGCAAGUGUAUCAUGAUCAAAAUGUGAAGAAGAUGGGCAGCAAUAAGAAUGACAAUGGUGGUGGCAGCAACACUAAUGAAGCAUCCCAUUCCCCACCAACAACACCAACACCAUUGCAGCCAAACUUUAACAAGACUGCUUCUGCUGCUGCUGCUGCAACUGGUGCUUGUACGGAUCAAUAAUACCACGUGCAAAUGUUGCACUACUACUAUUACUACUGCUGAUUUUCUUGAUUGAAGAAGAAAAAAAAAUUUAGUACCCGAAAGGAGUAAGUAGAUGAUGGAUGCUGAUGAUGAUAGAGCUCUUCCUUUCCCCCUUUUUAAUUGUGUAGAGAAAGAGGACCGAUCUCACGUGCUGUGUUCCAAUCUCUCUUCCUAUCGUUCAAAGAAGUGGACCCCUUUGACAAGGCCUUGAUGGAUUGGAGCAACUAGGGUUUUUUUAUUUUAUUUAUUUACUUUUUUUGCUAAUUUUCUAUUUGAUUUUUUUUUUUUUUUGGUUGUUGUAGGAGGAAAAAGGGGAAAAAAAAGAAAAGAAAAGAAAGAAAGAUGCUAGUGUGUUCUUAGCUAGGAUAUGGCAGUUCAUCGUUGCCAGAAAAAGAAGAAGAAAAAAAAAAUCUGACAAACUCGGAGUUUUAUUAUUUUAUUUUUGUUGGAUUACUGAGUUUAGGGGUACUUUUCUAAUGUAAUUGUAAAUUACUACUACGCAAUAUAUUAUUGGAUUAAUUAAUGUAAACACUUGUUGAGUUUUUCAUUUUCUUCUAAUUGUUAUGGACUGGGUUUUAUACUGGAGAAGACAAGACCAAGGCUCCUGGGCCAUUUUAAACUUGUAUGUUUUCACCCUGAAUUCUGGCCCAAUAUAUUAACGCUUCC
Oldenlandia corymbosa var. corymbosa is the source of this 2754-nucleotide messenger RNA. Lineage: Eukaryota; Viridiplantae; Streptophyta; Magnoliopsida; Gentianales; Rubiaceae. The record is from the annotation of a GenBank genome assembly.